Messenger RNA from Portunus trituberculatus (swimming crab), 1250 nucleotides. RefSeq lists its product as uncharacterized. The record is from RefSeq and is a predicted model, not a curated record. NCBI's taxonomy places the organism in Eukaryota, Metazoa, Arthropoda, Malacostraca, Decapoda, Portunidae. The coding region runs from base 283 to 1191 and encodes 302 amino acids. The transcript has 4 exons.
UGCAUCCCUCCAAGCUUGACCACCACAACAGUGUGUGUGUGUGUGUGUGUGUCAGGCACGUGUGGCCGCUGCACCGCCGCACCGCCUUGUGGCACUGUUGGAGUGUGUCAGUUGUGUGGCUGUCACCUGCACCUUAUAUUUUGUCAGGAAGUCUGAGUGUUGACCUUCCUUGAGAUUGGUGAAGACAAUGGCAGCAACAGAGGUGAUGAUGGCGGUGGAGGAUGAAGAGAGAGAGGAGAAGGAGAGGGAGAGGGAGAGGGUAGUGUGGUGGGCCUCCCUUCAAUGGCUUCAGUGGAGGAGGUGGAGGUCCGCCACGUGAAGGCCCUGAUGGAGUGUGGUGGUGAGGUGACCCUGGACGUGGCGCGCUCCAUCCUGGCCGCACAUUUCCGCACCCUCAGAGCCACAAGGAGUGCUGGUGUGCGUCGCCUGGCUGGGGGCUACAUCCAGUGUCCCACCUGCAGCACUCCCUGGAUGGCCGAUCUCUUCCGCCCUCGCAUCGCCGGCUGUCCCAGGAAGGCGAGAAAUGAGCGCAGACUGAGGCGGGUUCUCCAGCGGUCAAGGAGACAGCCUGGCAAGCUGACAAAGGGAGAUAAACGUCUUCUGUGGCGAUUUGAAGGCCGUUUGAACAUGAUGGAGGUGUUGUGUCAUGUGUGUGGGAAUAAGAAGGAGGAGCUUUUUGCUGUGCCAGACACAGAAAAGGUGGAGGAGGUGGUGGAGGUGGAGAAAAGGAGGAAGAAGAAGAAGAAGAAGAGGUGUAAGGAAGUUAAUGCCGGUUUGUUGAUUUCCUCGCGUCCUGUGGCCGGAAAUACUGAGGAAAGUUGCAAGUCGGUCUUCACAAUGUCGGAAAUUGACACUUGUACCCCAGAAGUGCCGGAAACUACCCUAGAAAAGCGCAAAAUUGCCCUAGACGGAGCCAAAAGUGCCCUAGACACACGGAAAAAAUCCCUAAAGAGACAGAAAGUUCCCUUAGGAGUCUUUAAACCCAGAAAAAAUGUUAGCAGGGUGGAAAUUAAGAGUGUACCCUGCCAGCCCCCCCCUGCCCCAACCCCUACUGCUAAAUCAAGAGAGAGGGAGAGGAAAGUGGCCAACCUGAAGAGAAUUAUGGGUAAAGAGAUUGCCAAGAGUGAUUUGCUGACAGGAGGAGGAAAAACUCAAAAUUCACUAACCACUUUCUUGAGUUCUUUGCUUUGAGUGUGUGUGUGUGUGUGUGUGUGUGUGUGUGUGUGUGUGUGUGUGUGUGUGUUGUAUUC